UUUGACUUUAAACUUCCUUUCCGAAAUCGAAAUGUGCGAUAAUGAUGUAUUUCAAGGUGAUAUUCAUCAAUUCAAUUUUGUUUUUUCCGAGGAAAUUCAACAAACUGCGAGUGUUGAUAACAAGAUUGACGUGGAUCGAAGUUUAAGCGUUUUCCACGAAAGCUAUCCACUACGUAACGAUUAUCGGAAUUGGAUUGAAGAUUUAGAAAAGCAGCUAAUUUCUAAUACGGAAAUUAUGAGCGAUAAUCAACCCAAUACCCCCGAAGAAAUCAUGGAUGAUAAAAAAUCCGAACCCGCAAUGGAAGAAGACCCAGCUUUAAAUUUCGCGACGAAAAUCGUCAGCUCAAUCAUGACUCAAAAUAAUUUAUCGUCUGAAUUUCAAAUUGCCGGAAUUUGCAAAGCCGUUGAAAUUGCCAAGAAAGGAUUUUACGAAUUGAAAACCACCGAAACAAUUCUACAAGACAUUUACAACGCGGAAAUUGCAAUUUUCCCUAAACCAAAUUCUCAGGAUGAGCCUUACAGUCCCAGUGAUACCAUAGAGACUAUUGAUCUUACAAUAUCCGACGAUGAAGGUCCGUUAGAUUUAUCUCACACCAUGCCAAAGUUGUCUUUGUUAUCACCAGACACAUCAAACACAUCUCUCCCAGCCGAAGAAAAUAAUAAAACUGAAACGAACAAUAUUAAUAACCAAAACAUAUAUGAAGACAUAAGCGAUUUUGAAUCAAACCAUGAAGAAGAAAUCACCGAAAAAGUUGAAGAUAUAAAAAAAGACGAUGAAAAUGAAAACACUAAGUUCGAAAGACGCAUUGUUGAUGUAACCCACUUCAAAAACUUUAAUACUAGGUUGGUGAAUCAUUUGCUUGAUCAAACUGUUUACGGAUCAUACACUGAAGCAAGUGCAGCAAUGCGUAGGUUGCAACAAAUUACAAAUACCCCUUCGAACGCAAUAACAGUAAUCCACGUUGGCACUAACUGCAUGAAUUGUGAUUAUUAUAAUUAUCAAAAUCAAGCAUACCACAACGACUAUACCGAUUAUUCUAAUCAUUACAAUCAAAAUUAUUCAUUCCAUGGUGAAUAUAACGCAAACAUGAAUUAUCCAGAUACGAUGAGAAAUGAUAGUAACGGACAAUACUUUUAUACAAAUUAUGAUGAGCACACAAGAAGGGCGAAUGAAGAGAAUUUACCUCAACCUGACUACAACAAUCAAUUUGAUAACAACGAAGAGGAAGGAAAUAUCGAAAGUGUAUCGAAAUUUCCUGAAGACCACGGCGAAAAGGAUUUUAAAAUAGAGGAAGACAAAAUUGAAGAAGAUGAAUUGAAGGAACAGGAAUUGCAAGAAGAAAGUCACGAAGAAGAAACUCCCAAAUAUCAUAUUUUAUGCAAUGAUGAAACAAAUGUAAAUGAAAACAAAGAUGAAAGUGGAAGCGAAAAUCCUGGAGAAACUAGCAGUUUGAGAAUGGAAGAGGAUGAUGAGAUGGAUGAAGAAGAUGAAAUGGAAGGCAAAGAUGAGAUGGAUGAAGAAGAUGAAAUGGAAGGCAAAGAUGAGAUGGAUGAAGAAGAUGAGCUAGAAGAAAAAGAUGAAAUGGAUGAAGAAGAUGAGGUAGAAGAAAAGGAUGUGAUGGAAGAAGAAGAUGGGUCAGAAAAAGAAGGUAAAAUGGAAGGUGAAGAACAUAAUACCAUCGAAAUCGAAAAUCCUCAAGAUGAGAUGAAAAGUCUAAGCCCAUAUAAUUAUACACUAGAAAUCGAAGAUAAAUAUAAUGACGACUGGAAUGAUAACAAAGAAAGUGCAAAACAGGAACAUCCAGAAAGUGAUCGGUGGGGAGAACAAGGAGAACAAGGAUGGACUACUUGGGAUAUUGAAGAACCAAGCUUAGAUGAUAACGCAAUCGAAUGUGAAACCGAAAAUCUUGGAGAAAUCGAAGAAGCUACUAAUGUUAAUAACGAUUGUAACGAAGAAAAUCCAUCAUCUGAAGUGGAUGAGAAACCUGAAAAAAACUACAAUAAUGCUGAAAUAUGUGAUGAUCGUGGUCGUAGUCGAAGACGUAGUCGCGGACGUGGUCGAGGUAGAGGAUUUGGACGUAAAAAUAAUAAUACAAGCAACAAUGAUGAAAUGAAAAGUGCUGAACCACCGCAGAAAAAGAAGAAAUCAAAGAAACCACAGCAGAUGACACGUCGUGAAAUAACUGUAGCUGUUGAAGUCCCAGAAACAACCUAUAUAACAUUAGGGUUACGACCGCGUGGUAUUCCGUUAUGUUUUGUGCAUUCGGGAGAGUUUAGAAUUCCAAUUUACGAUUAUGAUGAACUUCAAAAAGUUGAUAACUUAAUUAAUAAUUAUUUAAAACGUAUCGCGAUUGACAUAAAUAAACGUUAA
Onthophagus taurus is the source of this 2371-nucleotide messenger RNA. The record is from RefSeq and is a predicted model, not a curated record. Lineage: Eukaryota; Metazoa; Arthropoda; Insecta; Coleoptera; Scarabaeidae.